CCGGAGUGCGGGUGAGCUGGAAUUCACUGACGUCAGUGGAGGAGCUCAGAUGAACGCGAGAACAUUGCGGACACGCGCUGCGAGCACACGAGCACAGCAUCUCUGUCCCGUCCCAACGGACAGCUGCGGAAAUUAAAGAACAUUUCACUCGUGUCCGGCCAACACUCUAUCCUGUGUGUCACAAUUCAGAGCAGAGGACGAGGACCAGUGUUAAGACUGAAAGAGGUGAUUUACAAUAUUUCGGAAACGAAAGAAAGGCAGAAAUCGUAGUGUCCUGAAGGGCUCAGACCAGCGCAAGGACUCCGCAUUAUUUUACCGACGGACAUGACAUCACACUAGGGCUCUCCAGGUCACUUUCUUCUCCCUGGGAGAGCUGAAAGCUCCUUCCCCCCUCACACAGAGUCGGUCAUGGCUGCCCUUGGCGCGCGAGAUGGUAGUGCUGGCAUCGGAGGAAUUUACGAGCUCCUGGGCCGGACCCUGGGCCGCGGUCACUUCGCCGUAGUGCACCUGGCACGUCAUAUCCGAACUGGACAGCGGGUGGCGCUCAAGGAGAUAGAUAAGCGUCGAGUGGAAGGGGCAGAGCCUGAGGGUGCGGGACGUCUGCUUCAAGAAGUGAGCUGCAUGAAGCUGUUGCGCCACCCAGGCGUGGUGCGCCUCUACGAGGUCAUCGACACGCCGACCAAGCUGUACCUGGUGCUGGAGCUAGCCGAGGGAGGCGAUCUUUACGACCUCAUCAUGCGUCACGAGAAUGGCGUGGCCGAGGCGAAUGCCAGGCCACUGUUCACCCAGGUGGUGCGCGCCAUCUCGUACUGCCAUCGCAUGCACGUGGUCCACCGUGACCUGAAGCCGGAGAACCUGCUGCUCUUUCCACAGCAGGGGGCGCUAAAGCUCACUGACUUUGGGUUCAGCAAACGCUUCCACCCUGGGACCAAACUCACCACCAGCUGUGGAUCGCUGGCAUAUUCAGCCCCAGAAGUGCUACUGGGAGAGGAGUACCAUGCUCCCGCUGUCGAUAUCUGGUCUUUAGGUGUAAUUCUCUACAUGCUGGUGUGUGGGCAGAGUCCAUUCCAGGAGGCCAAUGACAGCGAGACCCUCACCAGGAUCAUGGACUGCAGCUACACUGUCCCCUCGCACAUCUCCGCUGACUGCAGAGAUCUGAUCUCUCUCAUGCUGCAGAGAGAUGCUUCUAGCCGGGCGACCCUUGAGGAGAUUGAGGGGCACCGCUGGCUGCAGGGCGUUGUUCUGCCUCCUCACAGCGCCAUGGUAACGACCACAGCAGUGGCCCCGCUGAUCCCUCACAGCCUCACGGCUUCAGAACACGAGCUGAUCCUGCAGAGCAUGAGACACAUCGCCAGCACCACGGAUAUCACAGAGGCUCUGGAAGCAGACCGAUAUGACCACGUCACAGCCACCUAUUACCUCCUGGCCGAACGCAUCCUCAGAGAGAGACAUCAGGACACAGAAACACACACACGGAGUGUGUGCGAGCCUCUGACUGUCAUAAUGCCUGAUGACCCUGUGACUCUGCCUACUUCUUCCUGUCACCGCCAUGGCGUAUCUGAGUCCGGCGAUCUCUUGACCCCGAGGGUUCCGUCAUCGCAACAUUGUCACAGUGACAACAGUGAGCUCAGCCAGUAUGGCGCGGGACCACCUGCAGAACUCGCCAUUCGUCCCGCCUCCCCCGAUGCCCCUCAGCCAAUCAAGAACGUGCAUGCCCUGCAGCAGAUUUGUGAGGAAGAGGAAGAGAACGAAGAUGAGAACGACACACAGCAUGCAGACACACAAGAGCUCCCGCAGACCCCCGCACGUCUGCUUUCUAACGCUCCUGCACUCCCCACGCAUCAGCAACCUCCCCAUGAAGGGCACACUCUCCCACACACACACCAGCAGCCCAGUGGCACAACAACAGAUAAGAGAGGAGAGGAUGUGGUGCAGCACUGUGACACACACACGGCUGAUAACAUGCCUGAAGCUGACAGUACACACACACACAAAGAUGAUGAUUCACUCACACCUGAAACUGGCAGAGAUCUGGCUCCGACACAGCAGCAGGGAGAGGCGGGGCUUCAGCGUGAGGCGCCGGGGGAUCAGAAGGCUCAGACUGGCAGUGGAGGUCCAGAGCUGCUGGAGAGGAACAAUAACACGCCCCUUCCACACAAGCCCCUCCCCUCGCCACGCCCCCCACUCAAGAACCAUUGUGUGGAGGAGGGCCCGGACGCCGUGGAGACGGGCCGCACACCUGUGAGCCCAGAGGCUGAGAGGAUGGAAGAUGACGAGCUUCACGCUGACCGGUCGUCCAAUCGGAAGCCCUGCGAGAGGCGGGAAAGUGGUAAGGAGGUGGGGCCGGAGCUGUGGGCUAAGGGGCGUGGCGUGAGGCUGCGUGAGCGCCUGUUGCAGUUCCCGCUGUGUGAGAAGGCCCUGUCACUCAACAUCAACCCCGCCCCCAAAGAGAAGCUGCUGCCCUUCGCGCAGUACAACUGCUGCCACGUGCUGUGACACCCACACCCUAACUCUCCACAGCCACUCCAGAUCGAUCUGUAUCUGACUCAGAUCUUGCCCUGAUCUGACGCGUAUCUGAGACCCUCUCUCCUUUACCCGCUACAGCUGCUGCCCCCCCCCCAAAAAAAAUAAAGCACCUCACUACUCUGAGCAGAGGCCCCACACUUCCUCAACUAUUGUAGCAGGCUAUUCUGUAUAUAAGCCCUGUACCUCCACUGCUACCCAUACUUACCUGCAGUGUCCUAUCAGUGAGAUGUCCCACUAUGCGCUGCUAUGUACAUAUUACAGCAAUAUAUCUGAGAUGAAAUGACUUGUACAUAGUUGCAUUGUGUAUGUUUUAUUUAAAAACAAGUGCAUAAUCCUGUCUUUAUGGCUGGAAGCAUGACAACGCCCAGCACUUGAAGUAGGCUACAGUAUGAGUGUGAUGAUCCAGUAUGGUGCAUUUGUUUAAGAGUGUGCUGAUAGCCUACUACAAUGCAAGCUCAGAGUACUGCAGUGCGUGAGGAAGUGUGCUAAUGCUGCUAUUAGCUCAGAGUACUGCAGUGCGUGAGGAAGUGUGCUAAUGCUGCUAUUAGCUCAGAGUACGGCAGUGUGUGAGGAAGUGUGCUAAUGCUGCUAUUAGCUCAGAGUACGGCAGUGUGUGAGGAAGUGUGCUAAUGCUGCUAUUAGCUCAGAGUACUGCAGUGCGGGAGGAAGUGUGCUAAUGCAGCUAUUAGCUCAGAGUACUGCAGUGCGGGAGGAAGUGUGCUAAUGCUGCUAUUAGCUCAGAGCAGUGUGGUGAAGAGGUGAGCUAAAGCUUGCGCAGAACAGUGCGUUAAAGAGGAAGUGUUUCAGUGCUAAGGUAACUAGGAGCCGAGCAUAUAGAUGUACCUGACUAUUAGCAGUCUCACUGUGUCCAGACAGUGAGGUAAGCCUCUGAUAAGGUGGGGGUGGGGCUUCACCUCAGUCUUCCAGUGUUCCAUCUGCUACAUUAUUUUUUUUUUCUUACUGAAAUGUAUAUACUUAAAUGUUAACCCGUAUGAGAAGGCUACUAUAGAAGACACAGAGAGUUUCGUCAACAUGUAAGAUGAUUCCUAACUGUAAAAAUGACAAGAUUUGUGAAAUAUGGAGUCUUACAGAAAACAAAUACUGUAAUAAUGUAAAUACUUUAUUAUUACCACGUGUUACUGGUAUUUUUAUACAGUGCUGUAUGCUGUAGCUAUCAUUCACCCAUAUAGAGGACCAGUUAAUACACCCAGCUGUGUAUUGUUAAUAGAGGUGCUGUCCAAUGGGAAAGACUGACGGGUGCUCUGACUUAAGCUCUAGAACAUUGUUGGUUCUAAUGGUUCUGUGGAUUCAGUGUUGGUACUGCCACAUCGAUGGCCACCAGGAUGACAUACUCUUAAUGUGGUGAAUUCUUACCAGAGAAGGAUGAGCUAUUGACCAGGUAUUGGUAUGAGGUAUUGACCAGCAGAUUUCUGUGUGUGUGUUUGAGUGUGUGUGUGUGAGAGAGAGAGGAUUAGUGAGCUAGAGUGUAUACAUGUGUGAGAGAGAAAGAGAGAGGAAGACAGGCCCUAAGUCUGAUGUGUGCUCAUCAGCACUGACUGGCGGCUACAGUGGCAUCACGCAGUUGAGCACUAAUCCGUGUUUAUAUGAACAUUCCCUCACAUGAGUCAUCGGUGUGACUCAACUGAGCGUCGUCCACCAACAACAAGCGGACGAUAAGCUCAAAGGCACCGGCGUUUUCCCUCUUCACAAUGCAACACCACAACAUAAGCCUCCAGUGUUUUCCGGUUAGGGCUCGUGUAAGCUAUCUCUCUGUGUUUAGUUUAGGGUUAGGUUUUAAUGUGAGAUCCCAGUCACCAGUCGGCACUGCUGCCCUCCUCAGAACCCACGAUACACUACUGUAUAUGCUCCGUGGGUGUGUCUUUGUGUGUGUGUGUGUGUGUUCCCCUUUUCCUGUUCGCACUCGCUGAUGUCGUGUCAGACUCCGAGUCCUCUGUCCUGCUGCUGCUCCUUUUGACACCCAUCAAAAGCACACCUCUGUCUCAGAGACCAUUUAUUUUUAUAUUUGCCUAUUAAAACAUGAACAACAACAGA
Molecule: messenger RNA, 4578 nt
Organism: Clupea harengus (Atlantic herring)
Lineage: Eukaryota; Metazoa; Chordata; Actinopteri; Clupeiformes; Clupeidae
Gene: snrkb
Product: SNF related kinase b
Biological process (GO): intracellular signal transduction; protein phosphorylation
Cellular component (GO): cytoplasm
Molecular function (GO): protein serine/threonine kinase activity; ATP binding
Source: RefSeq, a predicted model, not a curated record